Pomacea canaliculata is the source of this 5077-nucleotide messenger RNA. Its product is annotated as cAMP-dependent protein kinase regulatory subunit. Gene Ontology annotation, cellular component: cAMP-dependent protein kinase complex. Gene Ontology annotation, molecular function: cAMP-dependent protein kinase regulator activity. The record is from RefSeq and is a predicted model, not a curated record. Gene Ontology annotation, biological process: regulation of protein phosphorylation. NCBI's taxonomy places the organism in Eukaryota, Metazoa, Mollusca, Gastropoda, Architaenioglossa, Ampullariidae. Bases 1133 to 2407 code for a protein of 424 amino acids. The transcript is spliced from 11 exons.
ACUGUAGCAGUAGCGGUGGUGGUAAGCGGAACAAACUCCUAGUUGGAGGAAGAGGGGAAGAUAAAAGAAAGUCCCCACCGUGCCAGGAAAUGAUUGUAGAUAAAAAGUAGGCUGGAUGGCGCUGAUGCAGGGUCAUUGAUUGCGCAGCGAGAGGCCAAACUGGACUGGAUUGAGAGCGCGCAGGACCGCUGGUACCAGUGGAGUGGGCUGUGGCGAGCGUGCAGGCUCUGCCAUACAGUGGCAGCGGUGACUACGACACACGGUACAGGCCGGCACCGCCACAAACCGCAGCCUCUUGUCACAUCGGCUUUCGCAUCACUCUGCGGAUGAUUCCUUCUCGUUGUCUGUUCCACGCGACGUGACCUGCAGUAAAUGAAUAAUAAGUUUGUAAAAAUCGCAGCAAAUUUCCGCGCUCGCCCGAUCAGGCACGUGUGUGCGGACGAAGCUGUGAUCACGGGACCGCAGCAGCCCGACACGGAACAAGCGUAGUGGCUAUUGAUGUGCAUGCUAGCGCUGCCGUCCUGCAGUGUUUUCCAGGCAGCGUUGUUUUUUUCCUGUGUUAUUUAUUUAUUGGUUGGUGCUUUUUCCUGUUUUGGACACGGCAUGUUUGUUCCGCGAGUGGGAGAAGCGUCUAAACAUGUUGGCGUGUGACUGGUCGCUGGUUUUGUGAGGUUAUCAAGUUCGCGUGGCCGGGACAACGUGUUGAAUACUCUUUCGCUUUUCGGACCGGAGCAAGCAACAUAGUUUAUAGAGCCCGAACAGUAUAGUCUUGGAGAAGAGAGCUUUCUUCUACAUCCUCACACUUCUAAGCGUGUAACUAAGUUCUUCAGCAAGUGAGUGCCAAAAAUUUGGCCUUGACGUUUUGGGAAAGACAGCAGGUCAGUAGAACUCUGAUUGUAGAAUUUUAAUUUUUUUUCAGCGCAUUGAUAAAUAAUACUUUGAGUUUGCAUGUCAGUUAGUGAACCAGGCCGCAUAUUAGAGGAGAGUGAUUAGACCAUCGAGUUCACAGAAAUAACCAUUAUUUAAAUUAUGAAACUGUGACAAGAUUGAACAGGCAGUUGCAGGUCAUCGGAACGGUUUCCUCUGCUUAGCAGCAGGAAAAAGAAUAUUACAUUAAGAUCAGUUUGGCAGAAUGGGCAACAAGCUACGAAAGUUGCGUGAUGCAGUCAUUCCUUCCAAUGAAGAUGUAGGUUGUGAAGGGAGCUACCGUCCUGUAGACACUGACAACAGGCUCCAGGCGGCAGAGAGAACUUGUUUCCCUGUUGAUCCCCACUUCCCUGCCCCCUCCUCACAAACGUGUUGUCCAGCAUUUUCUGAAAGGCAGGGUGAGCAGGAGCUCCAGCAGGAAUUACACGAUGAAAGCCACGCAGAGCCACCGCAACGCCCUGCAAGUCAACACCAGCUGCCGCAGGAACCAGAAUCGUUAAGAGGAGCAGAGGAGCAGGUAAAAGACAAGAGCAAGUCCGCCACCCCGCCCAGUGACGAGAAGGAAGAUGACAUGUCCACUACACCCCCCAACUUCCCGCCCGCCAAGAUGACGAGGAUGCGGCGCGGGGCCGUCAGUGCUGAGGUGUACAAGGAGGAGGACGCCGCGCAGUACGUCAAGAAGGUAGUGCCAAAAGACUACAAGACGAUGGCAGCAUUGUCCAAAGCCAUUGCCAAGAACGUCCUGUUUUCUCACCUGGAUGACAAUGAGCGAAGUGACAUCUUUGAUGCCAUGUUCCCUGUUCACCGUCAUGCUGGGGAAGUGAUCAUUCAGCAAGGGGAUGAAGGCGACAACUUUUAUGUUAUCGACCAGGGAGAAGUUGAUGUGUAUGUCAAUGGGGAGCAUGUGACCACAAUAGGUGAAGGUGGCAGCUUUGGUGAACUGGCUCUUAUCUAUGGCACUCCCAGGGCAGCAACUGUCAAGGCGAAGAAUGAUGUGAAGCUGUGGGGUAUUGACAGGGACAGUUAUCGGAGAAUCCUUAUGGGAAGCACAAUCAGAAAGAGGAAAAUCUAUGAAGACUUCCUCAGCAAAGUCUCAAUUUUGGAGAAUCUUGACAAGUGGGAGCGGCUAACUGUGGCUGAUGCUCUAGAACCUGUACAGUUUGAGGAUGGAGAGGAGAUUGUGAGACAGGGAGAACCAGGCGAAGACUUCUUCAUUAUUUUAGAGGGUACUGCAGCAGUGCUCCAGCGCAGAGCAGACAAUGAGGAGCCAGUGGAGGUUGGGCGCUUAGGACCAUCUGACUACUUUGGUGAAAUAGCGCUGCUGUUGGAUCGGCCUCGUGCAGCAACAGUGGUGGCCCGGGGACCUCUCAAGUGUGUCAAGCUGGACCGUGCACGCUUUGAACGUGUUCUGGGGCCAUGCUCAGACAUCCUGAAGCGCAACAUCUACCAGUACAACAGCUUUGUCUCCCUCUCCGUUUAGGUGGAACUUUAGCUUUCACAAUCAAGAUCACCGGACACUGAAGUUUGUCCUUAUGUUGAAACACUGGUUAUUGGAGUAGUGACAGCUAUGAAUGUUUCCCUGUGUUCAACCCAGUUUUCUGUUAAAAUAGUACCCUUUUUUAAAGCAGUGAGACUGACAUUGUAUGCUAUGUACAGCACAGAAAUACUCACAAGGACUUUGUGAGCCUUAAUAAAGCUGAACUUAGUUUUGUUUUUUGCCAAGCCAGUAGUAAAAAAAAUACAGCUGACUGAAAAAUUACCUUUCGCUACCUCUGAAUGCACACAUGUGCUAUUUUCUCAUAGCAAAAUAUGUAGGAGAAACCAACAUGAAAGUUGUCUUUGUGCAAACAACAGGAUAAAGUUGCCAAAAGAUAACUUGUGUAAAUGCACUCUUCAGACAGUUGGGCGGGGGGAGGCGAAGUGUGUGUGUUGGUGCAAGAUAUAGCUUUAGGUCGGACAUUUAAGCAUUGUGAUUUUCUUCAUAUUUUAUUUGUUGAUGUAGAAAAAACAAAUCAGGGGAUUAUUGUAUUUGUCAGGGUUACAACUGGAAAUUGUGAAUAUCUUGUCAACAUGCAAAAAUGAAUGCACACUCUUGUUGUGCUUGAUAUUUGGAGGGGUAUCAUUUGACAUCUUCUGUAUAUCUGUCAUUUCUCUUGGGGCUGUUUGUCUUAUUGUAUGGUGAUAGCUAGAAAAACAGUGGUGCUCAGCCACCAGUGUCAUUCUCAUGUUUGUGGACCUCGCUGCUGUUUUUCUAAACUUAAUUGUAAUAAUCAAGCAAUAGAUAUGUGACCUGUAUUUCUGCAUUCUGGAGUCUUUUUUUUUAACAUAUGCAGGUUUUGACACUUCUGUUUUACCUCCAGACUGUACAUGGUCAUUGUAGGUGCAAAAUAUUUUUUAAGGUGAUCUAUGUUGGAAAAAAAUACAGCAUGCUCAUUAAUAACUGAAAUGGUUUCAGCUUUGUUUUCUUUCAUUUAGCAUAUAGUCUGCAUAUUUACAAGUGCAUUUGUAUAUUUGUUUAAACUACUGUUGCUUAUUUUCAAACACAUCUUCAAAGAUUCAUGUUAAGGGAAGGACUCUUGAGGUGCGUCUUCAGUGCAGCAGUUGCGCUAGUCUCUGCAUUUAAAAACGAAAUAAUUAUGUAGCAGCAACAAUCACCAAAGUAGCUCAGCUCUUUCUCAAACAUUUUAAAUAAAGGCACAAUGACAGUAACAAAUUACAAUACUUGUAAACUUGUGUCAUAUGCUGUUAAGAUGUAUGGUUGACAUAGCUGGUGCAGUGAAAACGUACGCAUAAUGUUUGCAGACAAUCAGACAAGUAGUUAUAAACAAAUCCCCUACGAUGGCACAAAUAUGAUAAAAAGAAAAAUCACCGAAGAGACAGCUAUCAGGCUUUUAUUGACAAUAUUGGACCUUUCCACAGUAAGUGUUUUUUUAAAUAUAAAAUUCACAGCAUUUGUUAGAUAUUAUAAAUAAGUAAACCCUGAGGUAGUAUGCUGCUGGUACAGGCCUCUAGUCUUAGCAGCUAAGGUAAAUCUUAAAGCACAAAAACACUAAGAGAUAUGUUUGCUGAGUAAAAUCUUAAAAGAGUAUCUGAACCAUAUCAUUAACUCAAAACUAAAACUUGUACUCCAAUUGCAUUUUUAAAAAAAUCAGCUUGCAGUUGUCAUGUGCAGUGAAUCUGCAUGUACUGCUUGCAUGCUGAUUUGCUUCACAGAGACAGUCAUAAAAAAAUCACAUUCGUUUAAAAAGCAUUUGCAUAUGUACACAACUAAAGUAAUAUUUGGAGCAAAACAAGUGACACCAGUGACCAUUUCCUCUUGUCAAGGGAUUUCUCCCUUGAGAUUAUGCUAUCUAUUGCCUCCAGUCUACAGACUACUUCAACCAUGACGAGUCAAAGCAGACACUUAAAAGGGUGUAUUGUGGAUAUCAGCUUCAGAGUUUAUUAAUCUGCCACCAACCUUGUAUGUAAAAUGUAUCAAAGAGAUUUGAAUGUAGAACAAAGGAUUUCAAACUGUAGGGAACCCAUUGGUCUUUCAUAUACCAAAUUACUACUUCCCAGCUCAAACCUCACAGAACAAACAAAAAAAAUGUGCAUGCUGGUAAUUGUGAAUAGUUUAGAUAAACCAAUCAAGAAUUAGAUUAAGAUUUUUUUUCCCCCUUGCUGGUGAGUAGAUAUGUGAUAAGUACUUUUCCUGUUCAAAAGAAGUGUACAGUGACGACCUUUCACUGGACUGUAGGAGUUGCCAAUGCUACAACAGUAUCAAAUAAAACAUCAAAAUAAUGUGGAAAAUAUUGUAAUGAGGAAAUCAUUGUUAGACUAUUUAACAUACAGAAUUAGUAUGCAUGUCCUUCCUGUAGAAUGCUUAGUGUUUUUGCUGUUGCUAAAAUGCAUCAGAAAUGUAAAUUUGUUGAAAGAGCAUAUUUUCUGGUCAUGUUCUAGAAUUUAGAUACUUGCAAUAGCCUGUAGCACUUUUUUUCAUUGUAAUUUGUUUUUCUUAUAUAGUCAUAAGAGACUGCCAAAGUUGUAUUUCUCUAGUAUUGCUGUUGUUUUGGGAUGAACAUUCUUAUCUGUUGAGACUGUGACUGUACAGCAGUUUGUGUGUGCAGCUCCAUUUUCCUAUAUCGAAGUUUUAAACCUGUCUCUGCAUUGC